Molecule: messenger RNA, 5485 nt
Organism: Thamnophis sirtalis
Lineage: Eukaryota; Metazoa; Chordata; Lepidosauria; Squamata; Natricidae
Source: RefSeq, a predicted model, not a curated record
CGGAUAAGGGGAAGAGGCGAGUGAGGAAGUUCCCGUCUUGAGCAACCGGGUUAUGAGGCUGGGAGGUGGGGCUGUUUUUUUCCUACUUAGGUGGGUCGGAGCGCAAAUACUCCAAGUGAGACCUGCGGCGCUUCCUUAUGUUAUAAGAUUCAAAAAUGACAAAUUCCAUAACACCUUCUACUUAUGUACGUUCCCUUGGCUAUGGAAUGAUGAGACAGCUGGCAGAUUUCAUUGAUCCACAAGAAGGAUGGAAGAAAUUAGCUGCUGAUAUAACUGAUUUAUCUGGUGCAAAACGAUACAACCAAAUGCAAAUGAGGCGAUUUGAAGCAUUAAAACAAGUAGGAAAAAGUCCCACCUGUGAAUUACUUUAUGAUUGGGGAACAUUAAAUUGUACAGUUAGAGAUUUGGUGGACCUUCUCAUCAGAAAUCAGUUUUUGGCACCAGCAAGUCUUUUGAUUCCAGGUAAUUUCGAUCUACACUUUAUCUUUCACACAAUAUAUAUAUUUUCUAUCAACCACAUAUACAUUUUUAUUUUAUUGCAGUUGGCAGAUAUAAGUAUUGAAGACCUAAAAAAGCAAUUUGAGCAGGAAAUAAAGAUUAUGGGAAAGUGCCAACAUGAGAACUUAGUAGAAUUGCUUGGUUUCUCAAAUGAUUUUAAUCAGCCUUGCUUAGUAUAUGAUUAUAUGCCCAACGGCUCCUUGCUUGAUAGAUUAGCUUGCCUGGACAACUCUCCACCAAUACCAUGGGACACAAGAUGCAACAUUGCGUUUGGGACAUCAAAUGGAAUCACCUUCUUGCAUGAAAAUAACCACAUCCAUCGAGAUGUUAAAAGUGCAAAUAUCUUACUAACAGAAACAUUUGUACCAAAACUUUCUGACUUUGGGCUUGCAAGAGCAUCGGUAAGAUUUACACACACUAUUCUAACAGAUAGAAUAGUUGGGACAGCAGCCUAUAUGGCUCCAGAGGCAUUAAGAGGGGAGAUAACUCCUAAAUCGGAUGUCUUCAGUUUUGGCGUGGUAUUACUUGAAAUAAUAACUGGACUUAGUCCUAUGGAUGAAAAUCGGGACCCCCAGUUACUGUUGUCCAUCAAAGAGGAAAUUGAAGAUGAAGAAAAAACUAUUGAAGAUUAUGUUGAUAAAAAAAUCAGCAAUUGGAACAUCACCUCAAUUGAACAUAUGUAUUCAAUUGCUGCCCCAUGUCUGCAUGAGAAGAAGAACCGGAGGCCAGAUAUUGAAAGGGUACCAAUUUUAAAUGUCAUGCAACACACCCACGUAUGUAUGUAUGUAUGUAUGUAUGUAUGUAUGUGUGUAUGUAUAUCAUCUUUCCCAAAAACUAAGACCCUGACUUAUAUAGGAAGGCACCAGGUCUUAUUUUUGGGGAGAGGGAUGUUGUCCACUGACUCGCCUCACUUGGCCUCCUUUUCACUGUCAGAGGCCUUCAGAAACUCCUGUCAAACCUGGAAGCCAUCAGAUUCAGUGACUCAUGUUGAGACCAUGUUCUACCUUUCCUAAGCUGUGGUAAAGGCAGCAGGAGCCACAGAAAAGGAACUCCAGCUAGGAGCCCGAUGCAAGGAGCCAGCACCCGAGUGCAGUUUGCAGCCUGCAAAGUGAAGUCAUGGGAAUUACCCCCCUCCAGGAGAAGCUGUUGGAACCACACAUGGGUGUGGGACAAGCCUUGACCUUCAAGUGGAGAGUGCCAAAGCAGACAUGCAGCAGGCAUUUUGGAGAAUUUGCUGGUGGGGCUCCUGGAGCAGUUUGGCCAAUUCGGCAUGAACACAUUACUCAACCCCUCGGCACCAAGCAGUCCAAGUGGACCUUGGCAUAGCCUACAUUCACCUUCCCGCCAAGAAAUUGCAGCAUAAUGGAGUGGAGCCUCAGCUUCUUUCCACUCCGCAAAGAGUGGCUCGGUCCAUAGCCUCACGCCUUGUAAUGGACCAGCCAUGGCUCCAGUCACUACUGGUAUGCAAUCACUGGGACCCAACUACUGGGCUUGCUAAAUCAGCCUGUCUGGGUGAUGUUGGGUCCACAACAGGGCUUCUGGGGUCUCCCUACCCCAUCUCUGCAACCUGUCUUUGGACUACCGCCAGCAAGCAAGAUCCCACCUGGGUGGGCAUUCCAACCAGGCCAAGGAUAGGUGCAGUUCCAGUGGACGCCAGCUCCGAUCCAGCAACCAUUGCCUUUCCAACUGCUUGGCCCUUUCCAGCCGCCAGUUGUUGUUGCACAGAAGGUUCCAGCCCAGGUCAUGAUCCCUCAGUAGGUCCCGGGGCCACUACAAGUGCUGGUGGUCCCACAGCAAGUGCCGGUCCAGCAGCAGGUGCCCGGUCAGCAACCUGCACAAGCCCAGCAGCUCUUCCCCCUCCACGGUUCUGGGUGACAUUUCAUAGGACCCCUAGGAAACUAGCCUACUUUCUCAACUGUCUGGGCCUAAAUCGACCAAUAUGCAAAUCAAUACUGUUUGAUAAUUGAUUUCUGCCAUCUUGGAUGGCAUGAAUGAAGGGGAGGUGUCAGAAUGGAUAGCUGAGCUCUACGAUGAAGAAGCCCCUGAGAUAGAAGAUGCUGACGAGUUCGUCCAGUUGAUGCAGAGUAGAUUUAGCAACGUUGUCUGAGCUAAGGCUCAGAUUAAGGAAUUGAAACAAGCCAGCUGACCUGUAAAAGAACUAAUUUGGGAAUUUCAGAGGCUGGCCGGAAAACUAAGAGACUGGCCAGAACACCUCCUAUUGCAUACUUUUAAGGAGGCCCUGGAUCCGGAUCUUGGACAAGCCUGUGGCAUCAGGGGAGUACUGGACCACAUACAGAUGUGGUACAACUGUUAUUUUAGACCUGGAAAUCCACCCCCAACAGAAAGCCAACCACAGAAAAGCCAGCCAGGAGACGCCUGGGAUUCCGGGCCCAGGUGAAGAAAGCUGAGGUGCUGAUCCCAACACCAUCCGGGACUGUCAAAUGCUACCGGUGUGGCCAACAUGGGCACCGGGCUUCAGAGUGGUUGGACCAGUCCCUGGUUCCCCAAGCUCAGCCUCCAGCCAUGGCCGGGACCCCGUGGAAGCCGUCUGAUAAAGGACGACUUGCCAAACAGGCUGCAGAAGUUUCGCUCCUUCCCAAUGAAGUCAAGGGAACUCUAGCUGGUGAAGCUCCUCCAGCUCCUGCGGGUGAAAAUAGUGGUGAUGACAACCCAAUGGUAAGUGCAGCCAUCUGCCCUUCACUAUCAAAACCAAAAUAGUAGUACCAGAGACAGGUCCCAAGGGGAAAUAGAGGCUGUUAUUGACACAGGCUGUACUCAGUGCCUAAUCAGCCUCCCCAUAGUUGAGCAGUUAGGCAUACGUACAGACCCUAGCUCGCCCCAUUUGCUUUGAGCAAAUUGAUGGGAUGCUAAUUGCCAGGGCCCCUGUUACUUUAGUCACGAAACUCAUCAGGCUGGAGAUGGGACGCCACUGAGACCUCAUCCAAUUUGUCAUAGCCCCCAAAAUGACUGUCGAUCAUAUUAGGGCUUGCAUGGCUAGACAAGUGGGGUCCAACCAUCAAAUGGGAGGAUGGUUAUAGAAAAUUAACCAAUGGCAUUGGACCGCUGCCACCCAUAAAACUGCACCAUUAUCUAGAGACCACGAUCCUUAGCAGUGCCAAUGGGCCUGAGCCUGCAGCCCCUGAUGAGCUAGCUGGCAGUCAGCAAGUACCAAAAGAGUACCAAGACUUAUCGGGGGUUUUCACUGAAGAAGACUGCAACUUCCUCUCCCCUCACAGCCGACCAAUUGCGUGAUAGAAUUUAUACCAGUGACUAAACUAAGAUGUAUUCCAUGACUCCUAAAGAAAUUGAGGAACUGAGAAAAUACAUCAAUGCCAACCUAGCGUGGGGCUUCAUCCAGCCCGCAAAGUAGUAGCCCUAGUACUCUUCAAAGAAAAAAAAAAGAUGGGGGAAUGAGACUUUGCAUUGAUUUUCGUAGAAUUAAUGCCAUGUGCAUGGCGAACAUCUACCUUCCUUCAUGAAGGACAUUCUGAAUCAUUUGUCCAAGGGCAAGGUGUUCAAGUUGGAUUUAAGAGAAACAUAUUACCCCAUAAGAAUCUGAGAAGGAGAUGAAUGGAAAACUGCAUUCAAUUGCCUGCUCAAUAGCUUCCAAUUUAAAGUCAUGCCUUUCUGUUUGCAAGGAGCCCCCGUAGUCUUCAUGCAACUAAUCAAUGAAGUGCUGCAUGAGCACCUUUAUAAAGGGGUCCUCGUUUACCUAGAUUGCAUUCUUAUAUUCAGCAAAACCUUUGAAGAACACGUAAAUCUGGUAUGGCAAGUAUGAAAAAACUCACCACCAAGCUUUACUCAAAGCUGUCAAAGUGUAAAUUCCACAAGACUUUCCUAGAUUACCUUGGCUACUGAAUAGCCAGCCGCUUACUUGGACAAUGGACUGUCAAAAAGCCUUUGAAAAGUUAAAAAGAACAUUUUUGAGCUGAUUUUGCAGCACCUGGAUCCAUAGCAACAAUUCAUAAUACAAGCAGAUGCCAGUGACAUAGCCAUGGCAGCAGUGGUCCUGCAAAGGGAUCAAAAGGGACAACUCCUGCCUUGUGGCUACAUGUUCAAAAAGUUCACUGACACCGAGAGACGACGGGCCAUUUGGGAGAAGAAAGCCUAUACAAUCCGCUGGGCCCUGCUCUCAUGGAGACAUUUCCUGAGGGGGGAGGUGUCUAGACUGAUCACAAAAAUCUCAAAGCUCUGCAAACCCCCAGAAAACAAGUCUGCUGGGCACAGUACUUCAGACGGUUCAAAUUCAAACUAAAGUACAUCCCAGCAGGAAAAAAAAACUGUUACAGAUGCCUUGUCAAGAAAAUUGGUCGGACCUGUUACCGUUUGCAGAAGUGGCUUACAACAAUGUCUAGCAUAGCAGCACCAGAUUGACUCCUUUCCAAGUUACCAGUGGCAUGGGAUUUGUCCUCAUGCCUGAACUGCCUAGAGAACCCUCCUCUUCAAUGUCUUUAACAGAGUGGAUGGAUUCUCUGAAAAAGGGGUGAGAAAAUACCAAGAAAGCGCUGGCAGAAGCUGCUGAAGAGUAUAAAAAGCAGGCAGACAAGCACCCCCUGCUUCAACCCCUUCUACUUUGUAGGAGUUUCUUAUCAACCAAAUAUAUACAGUUGAGGCUGCCUAGCAAAAAACUAGGACCUAAGUUUUUGGGUCGUUUCCCAAUAGUGAAAGUAAUUAACCCAGUGACGGUUCAACUUAGUCUUCCCAGCAUUCUAGGGAAAGUACAUCCUGUUUUUCAUUGUAGCUUGCUAAAACCAGUCAUUCGGUCUGGAUUAAGACCUCAGACCCAGCCACCACCUCUUCCUAUAGUAGUACAAGGAGAAAUUAUGAAGUGAAGAAAAAUUUAGAUUCUAGACCAGUGGUUCUCAACCUGUGGGUCAGGACCCCUUUGUGGGUCGAAAGACCCUUUCACAGAGAUUGCCUAAGACCAUCGGAAAACACAUAUAUUUGAAAGAAAAUACGAAAAACAAAAAACAAUUUUAUGGUUGGG